Parasteatoda tepidariorum (common house spider) is the source of this 4877-nucleotide messenger RNA. The record is from RefSeq and is a predicted model, not a curated record. NCBI's taxonomy places the organism in Eukaryota, Metazoa, Arthropoda, Arachnida, Araneae, Theridiidae.
UAGAAGUAUAAAUAAAUGUGUAAUUGAAUCCAAAUUCCAAAUAAACUUUUAUCUCUUCUUAAAGCCUUAUUUCCCAUAACAAUGAACUUAUAAAGUUACGAAAAGCGUUGUACAUGAAAAAAAAUAAUUAUUACGAUUUGCCUUACGGCUUAGUUUAGGAUCCCUGUUCAAACUGAAAGCACAAAUAAACCUCAAAUAACUCCCACAUACUUUGAGCAUUAUUUAAUAGCAUACAUUUUGCAUUUUAAUUACUCUCCCAUACUUAUUGUUAUGUCAUAGUAUCCUUUGAAAAAGAAAAGCUACCAAAAAGAAGAUUUUUUUAAAAAAAAAAAGAAAUAAAAAGAAGAAACCUCUACCAUUGUCCCUGCUGCAACAAAGGAACAGUUCUACUCGAGUAUAAAAAUGUCAUUUCUUGAGAUUCGUCCGUUUGUAGUAACGGUAAAUUAUACCCAAAAUUAAUUCAUAUUACACAUAGCGGGUCUCGAAAAAGCAUGUAAAAUGCUUCUUACUUUUAGAUGGUACUUGUAAUAUGCAACAAUGGGAAUGAUCUUUUCAAGAUUUUUUCUCCUUUGCAUCAAAGAAUAAGGUAUAGCAGAUAGUGUGAUUGUGCAAUCCUACUCUUCGUAAAGGUUCUUAGUCAGAUGAUUUCAGUUACGAGACAGACUUAUUUUGGAUAUUGAAUUCAAUGACAAUGUACGAGAAACGGAAUCACGGCCAACACCGGUACACCAGUCGAAAAUGGUUUGCCCCCCAAAGAGGACUAGGUCCUCCACUCUAUUUGAAAUACCAAAGGAAGUACAAUAAGGGAAAGUGGGCGGAAGAAGAUCUACGCGUGGCGGUUAAAGAGAGCCUUCCAACUAUACAGAUAGAUACCGUGCCAUCACCACUUUCUAGUCCAACAGAACUAUCUCCUGUGUCAGCUCAAAGCAAUGAAGAAAUCUUAGAUGCCAGUCACAUAGACAUCGAGCUGGAAGAAGUGCAGCCACCUGAAUCUCAAUCUGAUGAUCUGAGGGAAUCGCUCAAAAGUUAUAUUGAAGAUAUUUUAUCCAAAGCCAUGGUUGUUGCUGAAAAAAAAAUUGAAUUAGUCGACUUUGGCGGAGAUAAUGAGACUGAAAAUGAAAGGGAAAAAGAUUCUACGGCUCCCCAACAGUCGCCGAUGAUGGAACCAGAAGAGAAGAUUUCAGGAGAACCGGAUGACGAUGAAAUUAGAGCAGCAGCCGAGAAAGUCGUAGAAGAGGUCCUCUCUAAAGCUCAAGAUACUGUUAUAGAACAAAUGGAACAAUUUGAGAAAGAAAUUGCUGCGUUAGAUUUCCCGGAUCUACCUAGUAUACAGAUCGAUACAGUGAUUUCAGCACCUCCUAGCCCUGAAAUAGAGGAAGAACCUCUCCGUAAACCAAAGAAAUUCGUUUUCAAGAUGAACGAAGAUUCGGGACCACCAAAUUCAGUGACAGAAGCCCGUGAAAAAUUAACUUUGAUAACCUUUGAGGAAGCACCAGAGUGUGUUAAAGAUGUAGCUUCAAAUUUCGUGAAAGACAUUGUUGGAAAAGCUGUUGCUCAAGCAGAAGAGAAGUCUGCUCCAACUACUGCACCCUUUACAUUUGCUGUCAGUGCAAUACAUAAAUUUGCAAAAGACGUAGACCUCAUGAAAACGAAUGGACCUUGGUACAUCCGUGUACGAGAGGCUUUUGUUCGAGUCCUGAGAACGGCAUGUUUCUGCACACCACGUCGGAAUGAUUCCUGAAUUUUGUUUUAAAAAAUCACAGAAUAUUCUCAAUGAUUUCUAAAUGUGUUCGCCCGUGAUACCUUCGAGCCAAUAUUCGCAACAAAGUAAAUUUAAAAAAAAAAUGUGGCUCUUAAAUUCAUUUAGUGUUUCCUGAAACUCCAUGGUCCAUUGAAUGCAUUGGUGUCUCUUUUCUGUAGUUCAGUGUUCAUCAUGGAAUAAAACGUCGGAGCAAAAAAUGGUGAUGUUGUUCAAGUUUGUUGUCGUGUGUGUGUGUUAAUCGUGCCCUCUCAGUUUAUCUAACUGAACCGUUCAAAAAUAGUGGAGGAAUAUCUCUCUAAAAGAGGAAGAUCAGCUUGAUUAGAACCAAAGAUGAUAAUCAAUUUUUGUAAUGGUGACCAAUGAUGCGAAGAUCUUCGCAAGUUAGUUGUUGAAAUUUGCAUCUUGACCCUAUUGAAAUAAAAAUGACAUAGAAACUAUUUUUCCUAACUCAUUGAAUACUUCUACUAUGCAAAUUUGAAAUUGUACAGCAACCAUAAUUAUUAUAAUAGCUGAAGAGUUUUUAUAAACCAGAUUAGGGAUUAUACAUCAAAUUAUUUAUCAGUUUUAUUUUUGAGAAGAAAGCAGAUUUAAAUGAAUCUUGUAAAAAAUAAUAAUGCUUUGCUUAGUUAAAAAAGUAUUUUUUGUUAAAUUGAAGGCUUUAAAAGACAUUGUAUGCAUUAAGUUUAGAAGUAGAUUACAUUAAGGCUUCAAAUUCCUAGCUAGUAUCAUUCCUAUUUUUUUAAAAUUAUAUUAAAGUGAAAAUUAUUUGCUUUGUUGCUUAACUAAAAGUUUUGUAAAAUUUAUGCUAUAGUUUUGCCUUUGUUAGAUCAGAUAUAAAGUUAUUUGUAAAAUCUAAUUGGAAGUAUUACCAUUAAUGUAUUUAAUUAAUUUAAUUUUAAAUUUUCGAUAUUUUGAUUAAAACAAAAAUGAUGAGUAAUUCUUAAGGAAGGUGAUGUAUUUUAAAACUUUUCUUACAAUUAUACUAUUACUUUUCAAAAACCAGAUAUUCUAAAGACAUAAAACUGUUGGCAUUAUUAACUAAUAGAUUAAGAUAUUUUUAAAAAUGAAAUACUAUUUUAAAGAAAUUCUUAAGCUCUUAAGAAUAAGUUUUUCAAUCAGGAAUAAAAUAAAUAAGUGCAGUUAAAAGUUUAAUUACUUAGGUUCUAUAAUAAUUCUCUAAAUACAUUGUAUGUUACUUUUUGUGCAAGCCAAUAUAUUGUUUUAAAUGAUUAUAAUUUUUCAUAGAUACAUAGCUUGUAAUUUGUUUUAUUAGUUUAUAUAAUAACAGUGUUGAAGCAUUUCUCUACGAUUGCUCAAAACUAAAUAAACAGAGUAUAAAUUUUCUUUCGAACAAGUUUCUAAAAAAAAUACGCAAUGUUACGUAUAAUGUGAAAAAGAAUAAUGUGAUAAAUUCAUUCUUCGAAAACGGCAAAGUUAGGUGGAAAUAAAAAUCUGUUAUUUAUUUUUCCUAGAUUACUAACUUUGAAAAAAUUAUCAUAUCUUUAUUACAACAAUUAUUGGUUCUCCAAUAUUUCUAAAACUCUAAAAGGUUUAUUGCAAAAUUCAUUUAAUGUUUCCAAACAUCGGAAAGAUCAAAAAUGCUCAUUAAAACUUUUUUUCCUAAAUAACGCAAAUUGCAAAAAUUAUUUGAAUUACUUAUUUGUUUCAUAAUUAUAGUUGUAACUGAUAGUUGUGGUCUAAAAUAGAAUAUAAUUUCAACUAUUUUACUAAUUACAAAACAGAAUGAAUAUUUAACUCUAGUUAUAUCUAGUUAAUGUUAAAAAUAUUACAUUCGAACGUGCAUAAAUGCGUAUUGUCAAUAAAAAAAUGCUACUAGGUAGGUGGAAACGUUUUUUUUCCUGCCUGAUUUCGAAGAUACUGAAAAAAAUUAACCAAAUCACGUUACUUACGUUGAGUUAAAAGUUUAUCAUUUGAAUUUGAAAUUUGUUACAUCUUAAAUUGCUAUAUCAUUAUCCAGGGCCCGCUCUAAGCAUUUGCCACCUCACUAAAUGCGAUAAAAUCGUAAAUUUGGUGAAUAAGAUUGUUUUUUGGUGAAAGUAUUGGCGAAUAAUUUUUUCCACCGGAAAGAAAAAUAUAUAAAAAAAUUGCUAAGAUUUGCAUUUGGCGAAGACUUUCGAAAAUUAGCGAAUACUUUUCAUGUUUAAUAAUUUAAAGACUAAUAAUUUGAAGUUCUUAGCACGGCCCUGAUUACUGAAAAUUCUCAUCAAAUUUGAUUUAGGUUUCAGGUUGUUCACGUACUAAUUUAUUUUUUUACGAAGCUAAAUCACAAGCUUUAAUCAUAGCACUGCUUUCAAAUAAUCAACACAGGACGCGAAAUAGGAAACGGAUCCAAAAAUUCAUAUUUUGAAAUUUCCAUUUAUAAAGAACUGUUUGAUUGAUUCUGCUCAAAUUUUGAAUUUUGGCAUUUAAAGAUAGAUUGAAAGAUAUUUUGAAUAAUUAAAAAAAUCAUUUGAAAUAUCUUAGCUUAUUAUUAAAAUAAAUAAGACAAAAAUAAAAAUAUUUAAAAAAAACUUAUUUGGCAUAACAUCACAUUCAAAUGAACGAGUUUCAUAAGUUUAAGCAAAUUUUUUUUCUCCUCUUAAGUAAUUUAUUACAUUUGGUGAAAUACACAAAAAAUUUAAAUUAACAUUAAGAAAACCAAACUUUCGACCACUGUCCUGUCUAAAUAAUUGUAACCAUCUCAUCCAGAUUGCGACUACCCCUUUCCAGACUUUGUAGGUCAAGAAAACGGAUCAAUCGGAAAAAAGUAUGUUACUCAGAGAAUGUUAAUUCUUACAAACUAUUUCGUAACAUAAAAUGUAGUCUGUUCUUAUUAAUUUGCAUAUUUAAAGUUAUCCCAUGGAAUGCUUAAAAUUGAAUAUAAAUACAUAAUAAUCCAUUCAUUAGUUAAAAAGUUAUUAAGAUUAAAGAUAUUUCACUUACAAUGCUUUUUUAAACAAUCCAGUCUUAAAAAUAAAUUUUUGAAAAUCAAUAAUUUAUUAUAAUUAAAUACAUUAAUUUUUAAAAGUAACUGAAAGUUUUUUUCUGCUUAUUUAAGCGGUAUAUUAAGAUCUGUGAAGUUAAGAAAAUCAUUCAAACAGAACGCAAAUUUCCG